AUAAAGCGUUUAAACUAGACUUAGUUGCGUUUCGUAUUCGAAACUAAUUAACCAAAAGUUUUAAAACUACCAUUGUGCAGUUUUGUGCCAUUGGAUAUAACAACUAGCAAGAGUAUACAACGCAUGAAAAAGAACUGAUUUUGCGAGUGAGAGAGCAAUGAGCGAAGAGCAUUUUUAUGUCAACCCUCAAUUUGACGCUCUUCCAGACCCUCGCCAAGAGGAGGCAACCAGUGACACAGAUCUUGUGACAGGUGAAGAUAUCAGUGAGCCCGAGACUAAUCCACCAGAAGAAGAAGCGCCGAAUGAAGAAGUGACGAUCGAUGCAAGACCUCCCGUUGACAGCAUCGACCUGGUCUUUCAAGAGUUUGUUAUACAAUGCACUUGCGCACUGCGGAUCUCUAGCGAUAGACUUGAUGGGCAACUAAAUGACCACAUUGUGAACAUUGCACAACUUGGGCGACUCCACCGAGAAAUCGAAGAUGUUCUGCCUCAAGCACUCGUCAAUUCCGACCUGCACACUUGUUUCGUCGAAAUUUCAACUGUGCUGAGGCAUCUACUGCGGGCUCUUGAAGCUGCGCAGCGGGUUUACCGCAACUGUUUUCCUCCCAGAAGUUUCACGACCAACUCGUGGGACUUAAUUUAUUAUGUAGCAGCCAUGUGGCAUUUGCCAUCCAGUCUAGCACAAAGGCUAGAGGUAAUAGUCAUAUACUUCGGUUUCAAAUGCAGUAGUCUUGAAACAUAUAGCGUGGAGAUUGAUAGGUGGAAUGAAGAGUUUACACCUGGUGAUAGACGACAAGUUCGAAGCAUCACUGACGAGUUACAACGGUUCUUCAACCAAGUUACUAGAGUUCAGAACCACGCUCAAACUCAGCACGAAGGGGCCGUUUUAACAUAAACUGAACCGUAGCAAAAUAAACUCUGAGCAGUAAAAUUAAAAACUGUGAAUUUUCCGUUGACUAAAAAUGAUGAAAGCCAUGGGCGGAUUUAGUGGGUGACGCCUUUCCUCAGGGAUUCGACCCAUCACCAAUCAAAAGGUCCCCCCUUUGGUAAUAUUUUCCGACAUUCGUUCAU
Molecule: messenger RNA, 1071 nt
Organism: Symsagittifera roscoffensis
Lineage: Eukaryota; Metazoa; Xenacoelomorpha; Acoela; Convolutidae
Exons: 4
Coding region: 158-895 (245 amino acids)
Source: RefSeq, a predicted model, not a curated record